Serinus canaria (Common canary) is the source of this 8198-nucleotide messenger RNA. RefSeq names its product pleckstrin homology domain containing A8 (gene PLEKHA8). The record is from RefSeq and is a predicted model, not a curated record. NCBI's taxonomy places the organism in Eukaryota, Metazoa, Chordata, Aves, Passeriformes, Fringillidae. Gene Ontology annotation, cellular component: cytoplasm; cytosol; membrane. The coding region runs from base 89 to 1651 and encodes 520 amino acids. The transcript is spliced from 14 exons. Gene Ontology annotation, molecular function: ceramide 1-phosphate binding; ceramide 1-phosphate transfer activity. Gene Ontology annotation, biological process: intermembrane lipid transfer; ceramide transport.
GCGGCGGCGCGGCGGAGCGCGGGCGGCGGCGGGCGGCGUGACCCCGCCGGGGGGCGGCCGCGCUGCAUGGGGCCGGGGGCCGGCCGGCAUGGAGGGGGUCCUGUACAAGUGGACCAACUAUCUGAGCGGCUGGCAGCCUCGGUGGUUCCUUCUCUGUGGUGGCAUCCUGUCCUAUUAUGACUCUCAGGAAGAUGCCUGGAAGGGUUGUAAAGGAAGCAUCCAAAUGGCUGUUUGUGAAAUUCAAGUUCAUCCUGCAGAUAACACACGAAUGGACCUGAUUAUCCCAGGGGAACAGUACUUCUAUCUGAAGGCAAGAAAUGCAGUUGAAAGGCAAAAGUGGCUGGUUGCACUUGGAACUGCCAAAGCCUGUCUGACUGACAGCAGGACACAAAAGGAAAAAGAGUUCACUGAAAACACAGAAGCCUUGAAGACCAAAAUGUCUGAACUUAGACUGUACUGUAACCUCCUUGUUCAGCAAGUGCAUAAAACAAAGGAAGCCAGCAUUUCUGGUGUGUCAGAACCAGAGAGUGAGAUUGAUAUGGGAGCUCUGUUGAAAUCAACAUGUGACACUUUCCUGAAGACUCUUGAAGAAUGUAUGCAGAUUGCAAAUACUGCCUUCACUUCUGAGUUAUUGCAUCAGACCCCACCUGGAUCCCCAAAUUUAGCAAUUCUCAGAACGAGCAAGGUAAAGCACUCUGUCUUGUCCAGUCACACCUCAACAGAAAGGCAGGUGGAAUUGAACCCCUGUGAAAAUGGCUGUGUAAAAGCAGAAGUUAACCAUCAAGAGCAAGCAGUUAUUAAAAGUAUGGAAUGUUUAAACUUGGAAACAAAUGAGGGGGCUGGUGGUGUUUAUGUUGAAGAUCAUAUAGCAAAGGAUUUGGCAGACAUUAAAGAUGAUGGAGAGGACAAGCUGCAAGCUGUAGAAGGCUGUGGUGCCCACAAGAUGCUGCAGUCAGAAACAAAUUCUUCAAGUGGAUUGACUCUGUGUGAGGAGGAAAGAAAUGAAAAUGAUUCUCCUACCUUCUUCAGUGUCAUGAGCAACAGGUUCAGUGACAUUGAGCUUCGGGAGGAAGAGGGCAUACCAACAGAGGAGUUCCUGGAGUCGUGUUAUGCAAUCGUGCCUGUUCUGGACAAGCUGGGACCAACUGUUUUUGCUCCAGUUAAAAUGGAUUUUGUAGGCAACAUCAAGAAAAUAAACCAGAAAUUUAUAACCAACAAAGAAGAGUUUGAUACCCUUCAGAAGAUUGUGCUCCAUGAAGUGAACACAGGUGUAGCACAAGUUAGAAACUCUGCCACAGAGGCUCUCCUGUGGCUGAAAAGAGGUUUAAAGUUCUUGAAAGGGUUUUUGACAGAAGUGAAGAAUGGAGAAAAGAAUAUCCAAACAGCUCUGAACAAUGCUUAUGGAAAGACAUUACGGCAGCACCAUGGCUGGGUUGUCCGCGGGGUCUUCGCUUUAGCUUUAAGGGCAGCUCCAACGUAUGAAGAUUUUGUGGCAGCUCUGUCUGUAGAUGAGUGCGAUCCUCAGGAAGAAGCAUUUUACAAAGGAAUGCAGAGGGACCUCAACAUUUACUUACCAGCCAUGGAAAAGCAGCUAAAUAUCUUGGACACUCUCUAUGAAGUACAUGGUUUGGAGUCAGAUGAGGUGGUAUAACUACAGCAAGACCACAUCUUAAAAAUUCAGGGACUGUGUCUGUUAACAAAGAUUCCUUCCAUUUUGGUUUUGGGACAUCAUUUCUGUUCAUUGUAUCUUUUCAGGUGGGAAAGGUGUUGAGUGUUUUGGGGGAAGGGUAUGUGUGAUUUUUAUAUUUUCAUUGCACUUGUGUUGCAUUUAAAUGCAGAGGUACUGUCUCUCUUUGGAUGAUCAUUGUGUCCAUGAUGAAUGUUUUGGACUGUUUCUCUUCUACCUGUGCACCUCCUCUUCUCCUCACCUCAUAAAGGUAACAGAGCAGAAUUUGGCCUUUGCUGCUGUACCUAAGGAGAGACCUGCUCAUGCAGCAGAGCUGUUGUGUCACCAGCUGGCACCCAGGCAGGUGCUGCUGCCUCUGACUCUCCCAUUUCCUGUGCCCACUCCCUGCCAUGGUGUAAGAGGAUAGUGAGAGUUAUUGAUACCCUGGUGGCAGAAAAGAAGGACAGCUUAACACCAGCUUAUAAUGUGGUGAGUUUGUCCCUCAAUUUGGGUUGAAGCUCUUUAAUGCAAAUAAUAUAUUUGCAUGACAUAAAUAUUUAUUAAAUUAAAUAAACAUUUUAAUCCAAAUAUUAUGGAGAGCUUCACCACAGGUGUAUGUGGCUGGUGGUCUGAGUGGCCCCAAGGUCUAGCCUUUGAAACAAGAUGUUGUGUUCCCUGACCAGCUUCCAGUACAUGCUGUGGCUUCCCUACCAUGUAAACCUUGUAGGUUUUAGGGGUUUCUUGAAUCAAAUUCAUGCAAAACUAUAAUACUUGCUUUUAAGUUGAAUAGAGUUAGCAGUUUGAAAAGUAGGUAUCAUUAAAAUCCUUCCUAGACUGUCAUUAUGGGCAGAAACCUCAUGCAAGGGGACAUGAGUAAGGUAUAGUGGAAGCUAAAAUUUGUGAUGGAGCUAUUAAACAUGGGGCCAAUUACAAAUCUCAAAUUUUGAAAUUAUUUAGAAGUGACUAAAAAUUAGGAAAGAUUUCCCCCUUUUCCAAUUUUGCCAGAUAAAAACGUGUUUGUUAGCAUUGCUGCUAUUAAAAAUAAUGAAGAGCUUCUUCUGGCUGGUUAGCAACAAAAUUUCUAGUUGAAUUCUUGACUCCAAAGCAUAAGAAGGUCUCUCUGUGUUGACCUAGGGCUUUGGAUGGCUUUGUACAAAGAGCUGAGUUUAACUCAUGUGCAGGAGUGGUGAAGACUCUGCUAGUGAGGUGCUUAGAAUUAGUAAGUUUUCAUAAAUACAGAAGGCAGUGUUGCCAUACUCACAGAAGUAGUGCUGGCUUUUGCUAGGCUAAAACCAGUGUUGUUAGUAAAAUGAAUGUAUUGCAGACCUGCUGCCCUGCAUUGCUCUGUGACAGGAGCCUCUGCACAGUGAAUACUUGAUCCUUUCUAAAGAACCUAGCAUUGUGAGCUUUAAGAAAAGCAUGUGAUACUUGAAGAGAAGGCCAACAUCAAACUUAGUGUAUAAAGAAAGAUACCAAGAAUCUAAUCAGACAUUAAUAGAGUCAUAGAAUAUGCUGUGCUGGAAGAGACCCAAGGGGUCAGGAUCAUCAAGCCCAACUCCUGCUCCUGCACAGGACACCCCAAGAAUCCCACCAUGUGCCUGAGAGCAUUGUCCAAAAGCUACUUGAUCUCAGAUGGGCUCAGUGACCAUUUCCCUGGGGAGCCUCCAGACCCUUCACCAUCCUUGUGGCCCUCCUUUGGACAUUCUCUGACAGGUUAAAUGGGUUUUUUAUACUGUGGCACCCAAAACUGCCCCCAGCACUCGAGGUGAGGCCACCCCAGCUCAGAGCAGAGCCGGACAAUCCCCUCCCCUGCCCGGCUGGCAGUGCUGUGUCUGCCCCCCCAGGACAGGGCUGGCCCUCUCAGCUGCCAGGGUGCUCCUGACUCAGAUUCAGCUUGCCAUCAACCAGGACGCCCUGAGCUCUCUGCAGUGCUGCUCUCCAGCAUCUCAUUCCUGUCUGUGCACACAACCAGGACUGUCCUGUCCCAGGUGCAGAAUCUGGCACUUGCCCGUGCUAAACUUCAUGAUUUGGUGAGUGCCUCUCUCUAAUUCUUCAGGGUCUCUCUGCAGGGCCUCUCUGCCCUCAAGAGAAUCUCAGUUUAGCUCCUCCCAUUUGGUGGUGUUGGCACACUUACUUAGCAUCCCUUCCAGUCCUGUGUCCAAGUAAUAUAUGAAGAUGUUGAAAAGCACAGGGCCAAGGAUGGAACCAUUUGGAACUCCACUAGGGACAGGACAUCAGCCUGAUGAGUCACUACAGCCAUUUGUGCCCAACCCAUGAGCCAGUUGCUCACUGAUCAUGUAACGUGGUUAUUGAAUUGUCCAGAAGGAUACUGUGAGAGACAGUGUUGAAAGCUUUGCUGAAGUCCAAAAAGAUGACGUCGGCUGGCUUUCCUAGAUAAUUAAGUGGGCUACCCUGUCAUAGAAGGAAAUCAGUUUUGACAAUCAGGACUUCCCUCUCAUGAAGCUGUGCUGACUGUGACCAAUGACUGCAUUGUCUUUCAGGUGUUUUUCAAUACCUCCCAGAAUGAUCCUUCCCAUGAUUUUACCUGACACUGAAGUGAGACUGACAGGCCUGUAAUUCCAAGGUCCUUCUUCUUCCCCUUCUUGAAAAUCGGGACAAUGCUUGCCAGCUUCCAGUCAGCUGGGAUCUCUCCAGGUUCCCAGGAGACUGUUUAAAUAGUGUGACUUCUUACUCUUCUCUGAGUUUUACUCAUCUGUAGUUCCUAGGUACUCAAGAGGGAUCAGAAGGAAUCAGGUUUUAGUUUUGUGGAUUUUCUUAAAUUAAGUAUGUGUGUGAGUACAAAGUUGAAACUUUUGACCAAAGCUCUAUUCAAUUAUUUCACUACUCACAGUGCUAAAAAUGAAGCUCAGAGCUUUUGGAAUUUGGUUGUCUGCAACUUCUAAGCAUGAAUCCAAAGAAACCACCCCUGUAGGAGAACAACCAACUUUUCACCCUGUGUGGUUUCCUCAUGUUCUGUGGGAAACUUCACUGUAACAGUUUUUAGCUGAAUGGUCUGGAAAGAAGACCACAUUUCCACACAAUAUCAGCUAGGUUAUGUGAAGAUCAGGAAGAGAUCCUUCUUCUCUAGAAAUUAGCUGUCAGAUCAUGAAAAAAAAUUGAAUUCUUUUUUGCCCUAGGUUUUUCCAGUAGUAGGAAAGUAUAUUCAGAUCAGAGUGUUUGGGGGUAUUUUUGGGGUUUCCGUUUUGUUUUGGUUUGUUUUUUAACUAGGAGGAGAACCACUAGUUUGUUGGGUGUGCAUCAGAUGCAAAAUUUGUUUCAAAAAGUCAGGAGGCUUUAUUUUGUAGGCAAGGAGCAGCUUCAUUGGGCCACUAGCUCCAGUUACUAAGUUCUACCAUUCUUCUGUCAUCCAACGAGCAAGGAGAGUGUUCCACAUUACUUAUUCUCUAAUCAGCAUGGCAUCCUGCCUCAGAGCAGGCUUUCUCAUCUUACUGUUUUGUGUAAAGUUGUUUUUUCUGAACUCUGGAAUUGGUGCUUGAGAACGUUUUCAGGAGACCCCUCUGUGCUUGUUGUUACACAGGGGCCUUGCAGAGAAUGAAUUGAGCAAGGUCUCCUUGCCUUCAAAACUUGCACUUCUCCAUGCACUGCUCUUGCAGGGCGUUGAGCACUUCUAAGACUUCUGAAUGCUAUCUCUGCAGUCAAACCACCACUGAGAAGGAAACCCAUGGAGCAUGUUGCAGAGCUGAGCUCCAAGUUACACUUCUCAGGAUGUAGUAGGCCAUGGCCCAGUGGAAGCAAAUGCACUGGUGGACAACUCACUGUCUUUUUCUGUGGUGUCAGUUUGGCAAGCAGAGAGGAUGGCAUUAGAAUUAUUGCAGAGAACAAGCAACUAAUUUUUGGCCUUCAAAUUUAGAAUUGGAGAGAAGGUCGGUGUUUUCUGUUUCAUCUCUUUGGUUUGUUGAUUGGUUAGAGUUCUUUUCUUUGUUGUGUUUUUUUUAAUGGCUGACAUUUAUGAACAACUGACCUGCACACUGAUAGACAUCCACAUGACUCUCAGAUAACAGCACCCUGGCUCUCUAUACUUCACCUGAACUGCUUUGCUUUCUUGAGUUGUGCUAGUCUGAAGUUUUGCAUCCCUUUUCUUUAGAAAUGCUUUUGGCUGUUUCCUUCAGUGUCUGACAGUUGUAUAUUCUCAGGGAUUUUACUUACCCAAGGUGAAAUAAGAGUAAUCACAGCCUUACUCUAGGGGGGAGUAAGGCUGCUUUUUGUGAAGUUAGUAUAGCUGAGUGUAGAAGUCUGAUACAGCAUGUGAGACAGGCAGUGUCUGUACAGUGUGCAUCCUUGCUGAGACAUGGUAAAUUCCAAAGCAAUCUGAUAGAAGUGCUAUGUAGUACUGAAUAAUUGCAGUCAGCAUAUUUGAAUAGAGAUCAUGAACACAUCUUUGUUGUAUAAUGGCAUUGACAUUAGAGCAGAGCUCUCAAUUUCCGUUGAGUUCUGCUUAGCAAUCGGAUACUCUUAUUUCUUUUAUUUAUUUUGUGAUUUUUUUAAUGUGUUCUUUUUUAAACAAGCUGUGUUCUGGAGUCCUCUCUGCUAUUCAAAAUCACCAUAGUUAGUUCCAUGUUGAAGUUUUGUGACAUUACAAUUGUAGAAUACGAACUGCAUACUCAAGUGCUUUAGUGUAAACAUAAUGAGUCAUUGAAAGAUCCCAUCUUGACCCUGUUGUGCUGUGGAUCUCCCUUUAACAGAUGCAUUUAAAGUUAAGGGCCAUGUACCUUCACUUGAAAGCUUUUUGUAAAGCAUCAUCAGGAUUUAAUUUACAGCUGUUUGCUUUUGAAAUCUUUCCUAGUUUGAAAAGUGUUGCUUAGUUGGUUGGACAUGUAAAAAGUAUGCCCAAAAUCUGCACCAGGUGUUUGCAGCCUGCUUUGGCAAAGGGGUGUGGGCCAUUAUAGAAAAAAGUGCUACAUAUGUCCAUAUGCAGUACCUACUGCACCCUUUCUUUUCAUUGUCACUUCAGCUUUUGUGAAAACCUUUAGGGAAGCUUAAACUGCCUUUCAGACACCAGAAAAGAUCAUUAGCCUGUUCCUACCUGGCUGUCUUGACCUUUUUCCCCACCUGGUCUUUCCUUUCUAUCCAUUGUCAUCUGCUUUGUGAAAGCUGUUGCUGUCAGAGCAAAGCCGGAUGUUUUAUAAGGCAUGCAAAUAUAAACUCAGAUAUUCAGAAAUGAAUUCUUUGGCAGGCGGUGUAAAUUGGGGCAUUUCAGACUUGGAUGUUCUGCCUCAUAGGAAUGAAAGCACAAAGUUUUUUGGUUUUGUUGUUUUAUUUUGUUGUUUUAGUUAGUACUUAUUUCUCUCCUCUUGCCUGCAUAGCACAGAUAACAAAACAGAACAGAAAAAGCAGUGUGAAAUAACGGAAUUCAUGCCUUGUUGAUGCCUUCAGUAGCCCCCUGGUGAACAAACCCUGCAAACUUCUGCUUGCUCCAAGCAAUAUAAAACCUCCCUUGUGCAGGAGGGGUGUCAUAGUGCACUUACUGCCUCUGAGCAAACCCAGGCCAUAGCUGAUCCUGCUCACAGUUGACACAAGGAUUAAAGCACUUGCUUUGAAGUUAUGACAUAGGGAUAUGCUUCACUUACACACACGUGCACCAUGCCACUGGCAUGCAGUUCUUCAAAAAGCAGUCUUAGAUUGUCAUUUUUAAUAUCCCUUUCUUGGUGUACCCACAUAUUUUGGGUAUGCUAAGGCUGGAUUUUUUGAAUAGGAAACUUCUUAUUUUCAUUUCCUUAUUUCUGCUUAACAUUAAGUAUGUCAACUUCCUUUUGCAUUUCAGCAUUCAAGGUGUCCAAAAGUUAUUGAUUCCUUUAUUCAAAGCCAUGUUGAAAGUUUGAGAUUUAUGUCUACUUGAAACUAAAUGAGUAAAUUGCAUCCCAGAAUACAAUAAUUAAACUGAAAACCAAGGCAGCUUGCUUUUAUUUUUUCCUUUCCUAUUUUCUUUUUUUCAAGCCAGUUUUUGGGCAUACAUUUUUAUCAAUGUCAAACUAAGCUUAAUGUAAGCCUUACUUUGCAUAUUUAAACAUAUACGUGCUGAAAUAUAUUUCAAGAUGAAGAGAAGGUAUAUUGCCUCACACUUUAAAUUUACUGAAUUCUAAGGGCUUGUUCGUGCCCCCCAAAUCACCUCACUCAGUGUAAGCUUUGCACAAAGUGUGCUGUCAUAAGCAGUUCAGUCUGAAAUACUCUGAAGUUUCCAGUCUGCAUCAUCUCUCAAAUCAUACAGCGUCUGUCUUUUCUUUUGGAGCGUUUUUAAGACUUUGACAGACUUUUAUAUUAUUUCAUUAUAAUAAACUUAUUUUAAAUAAGCAUGUUUUUAAACCUCCUUUUCUCCUUGCAUGGAUUUUGUUUCUUUUAUUACAAUAUAGGGCCUAAAGUGCUCUUCAGGACUCCAUUUGUUAUGGUUACUGUGUGAACAGUUGAAACCAGUAUGUUUCUGGUUGACAGAAACUGCCUGUAUGUAUCUUUGUAUGAAGAAUGUUAACACACAUGAAGCCUGUUCAGACUGUGAGAAUAAAAGCUGUGUCUGGCA